AUGUACUAUGCAUAUCCAGCACCAACCAGCGGCAACACCGGCAACGUCGGGUACUCCAACACAGGCUCAACAGGAGCAACUUCGACAGCAAUUUCAGGUGCGACCGGAUAUAAUUACGGUGGUGCGACACAAAAUACUGUAAUUGGAUCAACGGGCGCUGCUGGCGAUGGUAGUAUUAAUAGUGGGUACACGAGCUCGAGCGCCACAAUGACUUCAGGUGGUUCGUCGGGAUAUAGUUACAACGCUGGAACACAAAACACUGCUUCAAUAUCUAAUGGAGGCAGUACAUCUAUAGUAUCAGGAUCUAGAGGAUAUGAAUACAAGAAUACAGACUUGCAAACUGUAACCAAUUCAGGAUCUACUGGUUACAGUGCUUCGUCUUCAGGGUCAAGCUCUGUCGUAUCUACCGGUGUCUCAACGAAGGCCCCAGAAUAUUUACCACCUACAAAUUCUGGAGGAGGUAAUAUAGGUAUUAGCGUAUCAUCAAAUACUCAAUCUGGAACAGCGAGUGUUAUGCCAUCUGAUAUAUAUCUUCCACCGACAGUAUCAGUUUCUACGCCACAACUUACUCCAUCCGUGACUGUAGCACAGACCGGGGGCAAUGUUGCACCACAAGUAAGCGGCCCGACACAAACGUAUGUUCCUCCAGUAAGCCCCCCUAGUUCCGCUUAUUUGACGCCAAGUUCUGGUCAGCAAACUUCAAAUGUUCAGAACACCCAAUCACAAGUAACAGUGAUAUCAACAGGCAAUGUGCAAUCCGUACCCACCCAAGAGUACUUGCCCCCGGUAAUUUCCUCUUCUGGAAAGUCUGGAUCUGCUUUUACACCUGCAGCAAAGUAUUUACCACCUGUUUUUUAAGAUAUAUAACUAAAAU
Vanessa atalanta (red admiral) is the source of this 874-nucleotide messenger RNA. RefSeq names its product cell wall protein AWA1-like. The coding region runs from base 1 to 858 and encodes 285 amino acids. The record is from RefSeq and is a predicted model, not a curated record. The transcript has a single exon. Lineage: Eukaryota; Metazoa; Arthropoda; Insecta; Lepidoptera; Nymphalidae.